This is a messenger RNA of Myxocyprinus asiaticus (Chinese sucker), 1949 nucleotides long. Its product is annotated as equilibrative nucleoside transporter 1-like. Gene Ontology annotation, molecular function: nucleoside transmembrane transporter activity. Gene Ontology annotation, cellular component: plasma membrane. The record is from RefSeq and is a predicted model, not a curated record. The coding region runs from base 180 to 1499 and encodes 439 amino acids. NCBI's taxonomy places the organism in Eukaryota, Metazoa, Chordata, Actinopteri, Cypriniformes, Catostomidae. The transcript is spliced from 13 exons. Gene Ontology annotation, biological process: nucleoside transmembrane transport; uridine transmembrane transport.
CAUAGAGUCUUGUAAAGGGGUCUUCUAGUUGGACGGGGUGUGACUCCAGCUGGAGAAAACAGAUGUAGUGUGAAAGUUACUUUAAUGCUCUGUGUAAAUGUUGUUGAAGAGCUGCAUACAAGUGUCAGGGAGUUGUGUGUUAGAAAUCCUAGGGUCAUUAUUCUGAAUCUUCGAUAGCAAUGGACCCUCAGGUGCCCAAAGACAAAUAUAAUGGCGUGUGGUUGAUUUUCUUCAUGUUGGGGUUAGGCACUCUUCUGCCAUGGAACUUCUUCAUGACUGCAACCAUGUAUUUCACUAGUCGCCUCGCAGACCCUCAGCCUUUGAAUGAAGGAAACUUCUCGGCCAGUCAGACUGAAGAAGACACACGGAGUGUUUUGCAAGCGAAAUUUAAUAAUGUGAUGACGUUGUGUGCUAUGGUUCCUCUACUGGUGUUCACCUGCCUUAACUCGGUUCUUCACCAAAGAAUUCCUCAGAUCAUCAGAAUCGCGGGCAGUUUGAUGGUGAUUCUGCUGGUAUUUUUGUUGACUGCCAUCCUGGUGAAAGUACAUUUGGAACCGUUGCACUUCUUUGUGAUCACCAUGAUCAAAAUCAUCUGCAUUAACUCAUUUGGAGCUGUCCUGCAGGGAAGUCUCUUUGGAAUGGCUGGACUCCUACCGGCUUCAUAUACAACACCAAUCAUGAGUGGACAAGGGCUUGCAGGAACCUUCGCUGCUUUCUCCAUGAUCUGUGCCAUCGCCAGUGGCUCUGCUUUGCAGGACAGUGCGUUUGGAUACUUCAUCACGGCAUGUGCUGUUAUCACCCUUGCAAUCGCAUCAUAUGUUGCUCUUCCUAAACUGGCAUUCUUUCAGUACUUCCAGGAAAGUAACCAGAACAAACCAUCUGAAGAUGAAGAAAACAAGAUGGAUUUGCUGAAAAAAGAUCAGAGCAAACAGGGUGUCAGUACCGCAGAGGAGGACAAGCAAACACCUUCCUUCUUGGGCAUCUUUAAAAAGAUAUGGGUUAUUGCUCUCUCCGUGUGUUUUGCCUUCACGAUCACUAUUGGCACGUUUCCUGCUGUCACCGCUGAUGUUAAAUCUACGAUUGCUAAAGGUGGAGCUUGGGAAAAGUAUUUCACACCUGUGUCUUGUUUCCUGUUCUUCAAUGUUUUUGACUGGGCGGGCCGCAGUCUCACCGCAGUGUGUAUGUGGCCUGGUAAAGACAGCAAACUGCUCCCCGGUCUGUUAUUGGCCCGUGUGAUAUUUGUCCCUCUGUUUAUGCUGUGUAACGUUCAACCGCGGUACAAUCUGCCCGUCUACUUUACGCACGAUGGCUGGUUCAUUGCAUUCAUGAUACUCUUCGCCUUUUCCAAUGGAUAUCUGGCCAGCCUCUGCAUGUGCUUUGGACCCAAGAAAGUGGAUCCAAGUGAGGCGGAGACAGCUGGAGCGAUCAUGGCCUUCUUCCUGUCCCUCGGGCUUGCUCUCGGAGCAUCUCUCUCGUUUCUGUUCCGUGGGCUCAUCUGAAGUCACUGCGGACACCACACCUAUCCUCCACAUAAACAGACUGUGAAUGAAUUUAUAGAGCAUUACAGCUGUUCUCCUCGGCUGUUUGACUGACAGAUGUUGAGUGUCAAAAUUAAACCCUUAAAUCUGUGUGUCCAUAUACUGCCUUAAGAGUAUUUUAGUUUUUUUUUAAUUAGUAGUACUAUUAUAAUAAUGUUUAAAAAUUCUUGUUUUAGCACCCAUCAACAUUUUUAAAUUGAUUAUACAUAAGUAUUACAGCUGCAUUAAAAAUAUUUUUGAAUCGAGGCAUACUUAAAACAUGACUUACAUUGUAAUACAUGCAAAUACGAUAAUGCAUUAUGUUUACGAUAAUGCUUUUGUUUAGUUUUUUCUUUAUAGAAGUUUAUGUAAAGAAAAUGUCAUGCCAUGUGAUAUUUCAGUUUUUUCUUUUUAAUAAAUUUAUCAAAAAUC